UUUUUUUUUUUAAAGAGUUUCAUCACAUAGCUCAGGUCUUGAACUUUCCAUCCUCUUGCCUCAGUGCUGGGAUUACAGUUGUUCACCACAAUGCCUAGUGUAAAAUCUAAAACUUACUUCAGCCAGAUCACAUUCAACUCAAAAGAACUAGAUGGAACAUGUCUCCAAGCUAAGUUGUUCAAAAUUUAAGUUAUGAAACUGACUUCUUCAUUAACCUGUGGCAACUCAAAGGCCUUCUCAGUCUAGCCUGGUCCAAUUUAGUGGAAAAGGCAGGUGUAUGCACCAGCCCGGCACCUCCCUCCCUGACAUUUCGGCACCUUCGGCAGGGCCACUGCAAUUGCUCCCGCCAUGACCCAACCUCUGCCGCCUGUUGAGACACUUAGUUGCCAGUCUUGGCGCCAGGGAGAGGCUAGGGGUGCUCCCCGCUCAUUGGUCAGUGGAAAGCUUCGGACAAGACCUUGCUACAAUGGCCGGAGAACGAAAAUCCAUUGGCUAGGACCAUUCAAAAUGCGCCCACUCACCACGCGCAACGUUCUUCUGAUUGGUUCACUGCCUGUCUCCAAGACACCGGGGUGACUUGACCUCUGGAACCCUCGCCCUCCGCCAACUUGUCUCCCCAUUGGCUGUCGUGGCGCACGAGAACUGAACAGUAAGUUCCAGAGCCUGCCGCGGGACGCCAGUCGUGUGCCGGGAAGGCGACCCUGCUGCGUGCGUGAGCCAGACCUCGUGUGAGGCUGGCGGACGAAGGCCUGCUGUGGAAGACGCCGCGCUCUGAGACCUGCUCUGCAACCCAGCUCAGGCCUCGCCGCGGAGUUCUUCAUCUCCAUCCUUGGAAGCCAGCCCUAUACAGUGCAAAUUUCAGUUGAGAGCCGGACGGAGGAGUGUUGGAGACUGAAUUCCGAAGGAAAAUGUUCUAUUAUCCCAACGUGCUUCAGCGCCAUACCGGCUGCUUCUCCACCAUCUGGCUGGCAGCGACGCGUGGCAGCCGGUUGGUGAAGCGCGAAUACCUGAAGGUGAACGUGGUGAAGACGUGCCAGGAAAUCCUCGAUUACGUAUUGGUCCGAGUUCAACCCCCAAUGCCUGGCCUGCCACGACCCCGCUUCUCGCUGUAUCUCUCGGCCCAGCUGCAGAUUGGCGUGAUCCGGGUCUACUUCCAACAAUGCCAGUACCUCGUGGAGGACAUCCAGCACACACUGGAGCGCCUGCACCGGGCCCAGAUGCAGAUCCGCAUUGAUAUGGUAGACACAGACCUACCCAGCCUGCUGCUUCCCAACUGCCUGGCCAUGAUGGAGACCCUAGAAGAUGCUCCGGAUCCCUUUUUUGGAUUGAUGUCCGUGGAGCCCAGCCUUCCUAGCCCUUUCAAUAUUCCUCAGAUUCGACAUCUUUUAGAGUCUAAAACUCCAGAGAGAGUUCCUGAGGAGAUCCCUCCUGUAGAACUUAUGAAGCACAGGAAGCCAGAAAAGACCUUGGUCACUGUGGUAUCUCCUGAGUCCAUCACCCUGAAGGAGGUGGAACCCAUACGCAUACUACAAAUUGAGGGUGAACAGGAUCUCCCAGAGGUCAGCCACCAGGACUUGGAGCUGCUCAUUGCAGAGGAAGAUGAAGCGAUCUUGCUAGAGGAACGUCGGCAAGAAUCCAAAGAAGUGCCCCGGAUGCUGGAGGGUGACACUAUAGUACCCUCACUCUCACCUCCAGUUCCUAUGCAGGUAGAAGGGUUAGAAGAGCUAGUUCCAGGCCAGGUCUUGGGCCCUGAAGAGCCAAAGCCAAUAGGCUGGGAGCCUAGAGUCCUACUUCCAGAGGUGACGCCCCCACAGGAGUUGCAUCUGCCAGCUGCACCUAGCCCAAAGAGGAAGGCUCCAUCUCCUGGGGGGCCACCUGCUCGCCGUCGCCGCCGCCAGUUACUGUUCUGGGACAAGGAGACUCAGAUCUCCCGGGAGCAAUUCCAGGAACAACUGCAAACCAGAGCUCACUGCUGGGAGUGUCCAAAGGUACAGCCUCCCAAGAGGAUGACCAGGAGCCCUGCAGAGCUGUUCAGAACCCCGACUCUCUCUGCCUGGCUACCUCCAGAGUUACUGUCUCUCUGGACCCACUGUGCCCGGGUACCCCCCAGAAUACAGAGGCCACCUACAGAGGUUGAAGAGGAACCUGAUGUGGAAGGCAAAAAGGCUGAAACUCCAAGUGAUAUUGAGGUCCUAAGAGAAGCCCAGGAGCCCAGUGGGCCCCUCAUGUUGUCUUCAGAGCUUUCCCUAGAAGCAGCUGAAGAGGAGAGGUCUCGUACCAGUCUUGUUCCUCCAGAAGAACGGUGGGGCUGGACUGAGGCAGAGCAGCCAGAGCCCCCUGCAUUGCCGGUGGUGCCUGAACUCCCUGAGAUGCUCAUGGAAUUGCCUUUGGAGCUGCCCCCAGAGCCUGAGCUGCUCACUUUGGGGGCUGUGCACAGGUACCAGGAAAGUGGGUGUGUGUCAAUAGGGUGGACCCUAAGGCUGAGGCCCCAGCUAACAGUUCUUGAUCCCAAUAGGGCAGUGGCACUAGGACUGCAGGCCAACCAGAAAUUGGACUUCAGCAGCCUUGUGCCUCCUCUUAGCCCCCGCAAAAUGGCUGCCCGGGUCUUCUACCUGCUCCUGGUGCUGUGUGCACAGCAGAUCAUUCUUAUGGAACAAGAGGAGCCAUAUGGGCACAUCCUGAUUCAACCGGGGCCCAAAUUCUACCAAGGGUAGAGCCCAUUUGCAAAGCUGUAAGAAACCAGCUUCAUUAAACCAUCUUCUGUCUC
Messenger RNA from Dipodomys spectabilis (banner-tailed kangaroo rat), 2767 nucleotides. It is a transcript of the gene Rec8, whose product is annotated as REC8 meiotic recombination protein. Gene Ontology annotation, biological process: mitotic sister chromatid cohesion; synaptonemal complex assembly; replication-born double-strand break repair via sister chromatid exchange. The transcript is spliced from 19 exons. Lineage: Eukaryota; Metazoa; Chordata; Mammalia; Rodentia; Heteromyidae. Gene Ontology annotation, molecular function: chromatin binding; protein binding. Gene Ontology annotation, cellular component: synaptonemal complex; cohesin complex. Bases 909 to 2714 code for a protein of 601 amino acids. The record is from RefSeq and is a predicted model, not a curated record.